AUGAGAAGAAUAAAUCAAGCCUCGGAUAACCCUAAUCUUAAUUGUAAUCAUACAUUUCUGGAAUCUGGUCCAGCUCGGCCCCAGACUGAUCAUACUCCAGAUACAAACAACUACUCUGGGGAUAAUAGACAAGACUUUUUGCAGCCGUGGACUGAUUCACAAGCAUCGUAUGCAGCGACCAGCCCAGUUGUAGCAACUAGACAGCGUAAAAAAUGGACAUCAGAAAUUAACGAAUUCUUAUUACGCACAUACCUACAUAUCACUAAAUUAGAAACACACAACACCCUUUUCCGAAAACGUUUACGUGAAAAGUUUGUAGAAAAAUAUCCGCAAAUGAACGCGUCAGAGCAAAACUUGUCUGAUCAAUUAAGAGCAAUACGCAGACAUGAUUACAUCACAGAAGCAAGAAGGGAAGAAAUUACUCAGGAAGUGGCGAGAGAGCUCAGUAGCAACUCUGGAGCCCCAGCAAGCCCUGUGCAACCAAACAAAUCACCACAGGAUGGUAGUAUGGAUGCAGAGAACGAACAGAAUGUCCCUUUAAUUAUUGAGCCCGUCAACGACAAUGCAGAGCCAAUAGAUUUUGAAUGCGCAUAUAAUAGUUUUCAAAAAAAUUAUGCGAAAUAUAGGGGAAUGCCUGCGAUGAGUCUGCCGCACUUGCCGAAACUAAACACCUCUAGAAAACUCAGAAAAUUAGUUGACUAUUACAACGCUGUUGUAUUACCGGAAACACUGAACGAAGAGAUUAGUCUCGAAGAACUUAUAAUAGUCAUAUACUGCGUUGCUAAAACUAUAUCUGAAAUUAUCACUAACAAACAUUUUGAGAACAAUCAACACAAUCAGAAGCCAAAACACUCCAGAUCAACUGACAAGAGUAAUAAACCGAAGUGGUUGAUAAGACUCGAUAAGAACAUUGAAGAGCACCGCCGAAAAAUAGGAAAAAUAACAGCAUUGUGCUCCCAAUCCGAUCUGCACAAGGCUGCAAUUGCUGCGGAUGAUAAUUACAUCCCACUUCGGAUGAAUCAAUCCUACGAAAUCAGGAACGCAACCACAAUAGAUGAAAAGAUCCAAAGAUGGUCUGAAAUGGCUGAAAAGACUUGUCGACCACAUGUUGACCAAAAACUGUCGCACUUAUGGCGUACCAACAGGUCGAUAUUUGCUGAAACGGAGGGUACCAUUUUCGCCAUACAAGAUGGUGUGAUUCCAACUAGAAAUUUAGAUCAUUAA
This is a messenger RNA of Anastrepha obliqua, 1224 nucleotides long. RefSeq lists its product as uncharacterized. The record is from RefSeq and is a predicted model, not a curated record. The coding region runs from base 1 to 1224 and encodes 407 amino acids. Lineage: Eukaryota; Metazoa; Arthropoda; Insecta; Diptera; Tephritidae. The transcript has 2 exons.